GCGAGCGCCGUUCUGGUGUUGGGGGCGGGGACGGCCGUGACGUGUGGUGGAAGUGUCUGAAGGGAAGUGUGUGUGAGUUCUGUACAGCAUGGCUGCCAAGGUAGCUUUACCCAAGAGGGCCGAUCCAGCCGAACUGAAAACUAUAUUUCUUAAGUAUGCCAGUGUGGAAAAGGAUGGAGACUUUUUUAUGUCCCCCCUUGACUUUGUCAGACGUUACCUGAACAUCACUGGAGAUGGACAGCCCAACCCCAAAACUUUGCAGCUAUUGGCCGGCGUGGUGGAUCAAACCAAAGAUGGAUUCAUUUCUUUCCAGGAGUUUGUAGCCUUCGAGUCAGUCCUGUGCGCACCAGAUGCACUCUUCAUGGUGGCCUUUCAGCUCUUUGACAAAACUGGAAAAGGAGAAAUAACUUUUGAUGAUGUGAAGCAAGUGUUUGGACAGACUACGAUUCACCAGCAUAUCCCGUUCAACUGGGACUGCGAAUUCAUUCAGCUGCAUUUUGGAAAAGACCGGAAGAGGCUUCUACCGUAUGCCGAGUUUACUCAGCUUUUGCUGGAAAUUCAGCUGGAACAUGCCAGGCAAGCCUUCGUACAGCGCGAUAAUGACCACACGGGAACAAUCAACGCUAUGGACUUUAGAGAUAUUAUGGUCACUAUCCGUCCACACGUCCUGACCCCGUUUGUGGAACAAUGCUUAGUUGCUGCUGCUGGAGGUACCAUAGCUCACCAGGUCAGCUUCUCCUACUUCAAUGCAUUUAAUUCCUUGCUGAACAACAUGGAGCUUAUUAGGAAGAUCUACAGUACCUUGGCCGGAAACAAGAAAGAUGUGGAGGUCACAAAAGAGGAGUUUGUACUUGCUGCACAAAGGUUCGGACAGGUCACCCCCAUGGAAGUAGACAUACUGUUCCAACUCGCAGAUUUAUACGAGCCACGGGGGCGCAUGACAAUGGCAGAUAUUGAAAGAAUCGCUCCUCUGGAAGAAGGAGCAUUGCCCUACAAUUUGGCUGAAGCCCAGAGACAGCAUCAAGGCUCCGGUGAAGUGUCUCGCACUGUCCUUGUCCAAGUGGCCGAGUCUGCUUACAGAUUUGGUCUUGGCUCAAUUGCUGGAGCCGUUGGUGCUACUGCAGUGUACCCCAUUGAUUUGGUAAAAACACGGAUGCAAAACCAGCGGUCAACCGGAUCGUUUGUAGGAGAGCUAAUGUACAAGAACAGCUUUGACUGUUUUAAAAAAGUGUUACGGUACGAAGGGUUCUUUGGACUUUACAGAGGUCUUCUGCCACAGCUGCUUGGAGUAGCACCAGAAAAAGCCAUUAAACUUACUGUGAAUGAUUUUGUACGUGAUAAAUUUACGAUUAAGGACGGUUCCAUUGCUCUUGCAGCUGAGAUUCUUGCGGGUGGAUGUGCUGGAGGCUCGCAGGUCAUUUUCACCAAUCCACUUGAGAUCGUGAAGAUCCGCUUGCAAGUGGCUGGAGAGAUUACUACUGGCCCCCGCGUCAGUGCCCUGACCGUUCUCAAAGACCUGGGUUUCUUUGGCCUUUAUAAGGGCGCCAAGGCUUGCUUUCUCCGCGACAUCCCCUUCUCUGCUAUCUACUUCCCCUGUUAUGCCCAUAUGAAGAGCGCCUUUGCAUCAGAAGAUGGUAGGGUGAGCCCUGGGUACCUCCUUCUGGCUGGUGCCAUCGCCGGUAUGCCGGCUGCAUCUCUGGUGACUCCUGCUGAUGUCAUCAAAACUCGACUGCAAGUCGCUGCUCGGGCUGGUCAGACCACCUACACAGGGGUCAUAGACUGCUUUAGGAAAAUCCUGCAGGAGGAAGGGCAUCGUGCGUUAUGGAAGGGAGCUGGAGCGCGUGUCUUCAGGUCCUCUCCCCAGUUUGGUGUGACGCUGGUGACAUACGAGUUACUGCAACGAUGGUUCUACGUAGAUUUUGGUGGAAAGAAACCAGCUGGUUCAGAACCGGUCCCUAAAUCCCGAAUCACAUUGCCAGCCCCAAAUCCAGACCACGUCGGGGGAUAUAAACUUGCUGUAGCCACUUUUGCCGGAAUCGAAAGCAAAUUUGGACUGUACCUGCCACGAUUCCAGGCCCCACCAUCUACCUCUGCCGCUGCUAAAGCUUGAGGACUGCGGCAACUUGCGGAGACCACUCAAUGCAGUUCUGUCAUAUUUUACAAUUUGUUCCCCUCAUGCAAUAAUUUCCACUGACUUCUUUUAUUCCAUAAUCCGUUUCAUGAAAGUUUUUAGAACAGUAUCGUUUCUUUUUAUGUGCGAUCUUUUUUGUUUUUGGUCUACGUUUAAGAAAAAAAAGUAUUCAGCAUGGCUGUUCAGCUCUGGUGGAAAAACUAUAUUCACUAAGGAGUGUCUACUGAGAUGAGGCUUGUGGUUCCACCAGGGCCUGACAGCCACAGGGCACCAUUUAUUCUUUGCUGGGUCUUGGCCUUUAAGAAUGUAUCUGAAUUUUACUGACCAAUACAUCUACCUGAGUCCAUCAGGCAGGUUAACUGCAACCAAAGAUUGGGGGAAAUAAAUAGAACAAUGCAAUAUCAGCACCACAGAUCAAUGUAUGAUGUAUGUACUAGCAAAAGUCAUUUAUUUCAAAUGUAUAUCUGGGCAAAAAAAAGAAGAUUCAGUACAUCUCUGAAAUACAAUGCACAUUCCCCCAUGUUUUAGGCCAUAAAAGUACAUGCUUUAAAUUAUCUAAAGAAACGUAUCUAAAUCAGAUUACAUAAUAAUAUAUAAACGCUGUAUAAUAAUGAUCUGCCAGAAAUCCAAUAAGCUCAUAACUUCCGCUCCUAACUUCCUGUUAAGCUGACCACUCUACUGCACAGAAAUCGCACCUAGGACUGUUGUCUGCCCUACCCAGUGCUACCCCUAGUCUGCUGGAGUACGGAAAUCUUCUCAUCUCCAUAACAAGUGGUCUGUGUUUUGUAGUCCAUCAGGGGAGAACAAUGCUUGGAGUUUGUGUGCAGCAGAGGCAGCAUUAUCAGCUCACCACAGCAAGUUUCUUAACUUCUAGCUCACCGGAUUUCAGCCAAACAGGUAUUCUGUACUUUGCGUGAAUUGCAAGAGGUACUGAAUUUUUUUGUUUAGUUUUUUCCCACUAAACAUAUGUUAGCUACCCACUAAAAAAAAAA
Molecule: messenger RNA, 3123 nt
Organism: Rana temporaria (common frog)
Lineage: Eukaryota; Metazoa; Chordata; Amphibia; Anura; Ranidae
Gene: SLC25A13
Product: solute carrier family 25 member 13
Exons: 18
Coding region: 89-2110 (673 amino acids)
Biological process (GO): L-glutamate transmembrane transport; malate-aspartate shuttle; aspartate transmembrane transport
Molecular function (GO): calcium ion binding; L-glutamate transmembrane transporter activity; L-aspartate transmembrane transporter activity
Source: RefSeq, a predicted model, not a curated record